Messenger RNA from Corythoichthys intestinalis (scribbled pipefish), 534 nucleotides. RefSeq names its product dicentracin-like. Lineage: Eukaryota; Metazoa; Chordata; Actinopteri; Syngnathiformes; Syngnathidae. The record is from RefSeq and is a predicted model, not a curated record. The transcript has 4 exons. Gene Ontology annotation, biological process: defense response to bacterium. Bases 179 to 412 code for a protein of 77 amino acids.
AAAACCCCGCUUGAUGGUGAGAGAUCUUUAGCUUUAGUAACCGGAACGAUUACAAAGUCAAAAAAAGUCGGCCCAUUUAAACAAAACAGCAUUCAAACGGCCCAUUCGCUGAAUUUACCUUGUCCGAGUUCAUCUCUUCGUCAAAAGAAGUACAGAUACGAGCUGUGACUUUCCAACCAUGAAGUUUGUCACACUCUUCCUGGUGUUGUCGCUGGUGGUGCUCAUGGCCGAGCCCGGUGAGUGUUUCUGGAAACAUAUGUGGAGAGGUGCUAAGGCGAUUUACCAAGGGGCCAAGGCGGGAUAUAGAGCUCACAAAGCCCUAAUCCGUGAGGAAGCAAGGAUUGCCAUGGAGAACAGUCACAUGGACCAUUACCCGCGAGAGAAGGAGCAAUACCUCAUCGUCGACAAAUAAACACGACGCGCAAACAGAAUACGAGCAUACAAGCUUGCUAGCUAAUAAAUUUGCGCACUUCUUCAACACCUUUUGCCUUGAUGCUCAUUGCCGCCUGCUAAAUAAAGCAAAUCUGAAAACGA